GCACCAGUCAUUCAGGCAUGACUGCUACACAUAUUAGUGUUGAAGUUUGUGGUUUCGGACUAAUGGGAUGAGGCUCGUAAUCAUGUGCAUGUGAGACGAAGAGACGUUAUUUUACUUGGCAUGUCUCGGCGUUAGCAAGUGACUUUUCCCGUGCGGUCGAAGCAGCACGGCGGCGGGAGGCCUCUGCCUUCCUCCUGGUCGUGAUCGCCUCGAGGGUCGAAGGAGAGAUGGGCUGGCGAAAAGCCGGCGCAGGAGAUGACCGCUGGACGGGCCCCGCUGUCCCCGUGGCGACGGUGCCGUCCCCGCCCGCUGCCCGCGGGAAAGGCAGGGCGGGCAGCGCUCGGCCGCGCUCGGUGCCUGCAGUGCCGGGAGGAGGCUGCGGGCGCCGCUGUUGACCGAGGAGGAGCGAGAGGAAGGCCGGAGCGCUGCCGGCAGCCCCGCCCGCUGCGGCCCGGCUCGCUCGCUCGCUCGCUGGCUGGCUGGCUCGGCGGCCGGGCGGUCUGCGAGCGUCCCCGCGGUGCGGAGCCGUGCUGCAGCGAGGCGGAGGGGCCGGCGGCAGUGGCCGGGAGCGGCAGCCGGGGCCGGAGCCUUAGAGGGAAGCGGAGCCGGAGCCGGGCGUCUGCGAGGAGCGUGCGGCGGCGGUGCGGGGCCGGCGGGGCCGCGGCGGCGAUGUGCGCGGCGGGGAGGCGCUGGGGCCGGCGGGAGCGAGCCGUGCUGUGGUGCGUCCUGGUGGCGGCGUGGGAGGCGGCGUGGGGGCAGCUGCGCUACUCGGUUCCCGAGGAGAUGCCGAAGGGCUCGUUCGUGGGCGACGUGGCCAAGGACCUGGGGCUGGAGCUGCCGGCGCUCCGCGAACGCGGCGUCCGCAUUGUCUCCCAAGGGAGGACGCAGUAUUUCGCUCUGCAUGGGAAGACGGGACAUUUGGUGACGGCGGAGAGGAUAGACAGAGAGCAGCUGUGCCGGCUGGUGGAGAAAUGCGUGCUGCGCUGUGAGGUGAUAGUGGAGGGGGAAAUGCAGGUUUACGGCAUCGAAGUGGAAAUCACGGACAUUAACGACAACGCGCCCAGCUUCAAGGAAAUCGCGCUGGAGGAGAGAAUGAGCGAGACGACAGCCCCGGGGUCGCGGUUUCCCCUGGCCGAGGCCCACGACCCGGACUCGGGACGGAAUUCGCUGCAGAGCUACGAGCUGAGCGGCGACGAGCACUUCUCGCUGGCCGUGCAGGCGGGCCCCGGCGGGGAUCAGCGUCCCGAGCUGGUGCUGGCGAAGGCGCUGGACCGGGAGGAGGCGGCGUUUCACGAGCUGGUGCUGAGGGCGAGCGACGGCGGAGAGCCGGCGCGGACGGGCACGGCGCGGAUCCGCGUGGCGGUGCUGGACGCGAACGACAACGCGCCCGUGUUCAGCCAGGCGGAGUACACGCUGCGUGUGCCGGAGGACGUGCCCGUGGGCUCCACCCUCGUCACCGUCACGGCCACCGACGCCGACGAGGGGCUCUACGGGCACGUGAAGUAUUCCCUGAAGAAAGCGACAGACGUGGCAUCGGAGAUUUUCCAUCUGGACACUGAGACGGGAUUGAUCACACUGGUGCGGAGCCUGGACUUCGAAGAAGGCGACUCGCACGAACUGGAGGUGCAGGCACGGGACGGCGGGGGUCUUUCCGACACGGCCAAAGUCGCGAUCACGGUGACAGACGUCAACGACAAUGCGCCCGAACUGACAGUGUCGUCGGCGCUGAGCGCGAUCUCGGAGGACGCGCCGCCGGGGACGGUGGUGGCCCUGCUGCACGUGCAGGACCGGGACUCGGGGGCGAACGGCGAGGUGCGGUGCAGCAUCGCCGAGCGCCUCCCGUUCCGGCUGGAGAAGUCCUUUGAGGACUACUACCGCGUGGUGACGGCGAGGGAGCUGGACCGGGAGGAGGUGGCGGAGUACAACGUGACGGUGCGGGCGGCGGACGGCGGGUCGCCGGCGCUGUGGAGCAGCGCGGUGCUGGCGCUGCGGGUGCUGGACGUGAACGACAACGCGCCGGUGUUCGCGGAGGCGCGCUACAGCGCCCGGCUGCCCGAGAACAACGCGGCGGGCGCGCUGGUGCUGACGGUGCGGGCGGCGGACGCGGACUGGGGGCAGAACGCGCGCGUGCGGUACCGGCUGUCGGAGGGGCGGGUGCGGGGCGCGCCGCUGUCGUCCUACGUGUCGGUGCAGGCGGAGACGGGCGCGCUGUACGCGCUGCGCUCCUUCGACUACGAGGAGGUGCGCGAGGUGGGGCUGUGGGUGCGGGCGGAGGACGGCGGCGCGCCGGCGCUGAGCAGCAACGUGUCGGUGCGGCUCGUGAUCGUGGACGAGAACGACAACGCGCCGCAGGUGCUGUACCCGCCGGCGGCGCCGGCGGCGGGCGCGGGCUGGGCGGGCGUGGAGCUGGCGCCGCGCUCGGCGGAGCCCGGGGCGCUGGUGGCCAAGGUGGUGGCGGUGGACGCGGACGCGGGGCAGAACGCGUGGCUGUCGUACGAGCUGGCCAAGGCGACGGAGCCGGGGCUGUUCCGCGUGGGGCUGCACAGCGGCGAGGUGCGGACGGCGCGCUUCCCGCUGGCCCGCGACGCGGCGCGGCAGAGCCUGGUGGUGGUGGUGAAGGACCACGGGCGGCCGGCGCUGUCGGCCACGGCCACGCUGACGGUGGUGCUGGCGGAGAGCGUGGCCGAGCUGCUGUCGGAGCUGGGCAGCGCGGCGGCGGCGGCGCCGGGCGAGCCGGCCGGCAGCCUGACGCGGUGGCUGGUGGUGGCCGUGGCGGCCGUGUCCUGCCUCUUCCUCGCCUUCCUGCUGCUGCUGCUGGCGCUGCGCCUGCGGCGCUGGCGCCGCUCGCAGCUGCUGGCGGCGGGCAGCGGCGCCUUGCGCGGCGUCCCGGCCUCGCACUUCGUGGGCAUCGACGGCGUCCGCGCCUUCCUGCACUCCUACUCGCACGAGGUGUCGCUCACCGCCGACUCGCGCAAGAGCCAGCUCCGCUUGUCGGGCGGCAGCUGCUGCGACACCCUCCCGGCCCGGCCGCCGCCCGACGAGCCCGCGCCGCUGCUCGGGGAGGACCCUGCCGGCGCCCGCCGCGCGGACCCCGCCGCUCCCCCGGUGAGUUCCUCCCACCAGCCCUUCUCCGCGGCGCGACGGACGCGACGCUUCCCUCCGCUGCUUCUCCGCCCUUUCCCCCCGUCUUCUGUCUCCUGCCUCGGGAGGUGGAGGUAG
Messenger RNA from Harpia harpyja (harpy eagle), 3219 nucleotides. RefSeq names its product protocadherin gamma-A2-like. Gene Ontology annotation, cellular component: plasma membrane. The record is from RefSeq and is a predicted model, not a curated record. Gene Ontology annotation, biological process: homophilic cell-cell adhesion. Gene Ontology annotation, molecular function: calcium ion binding. NCBI's taxonomy places the organism in Eukaryota, Metazoa, Chordata, Aves, Accipitriformes, Accipitridae.